AUGGAAAAUAAAAUUGAACGAGAAACCAUCCAGUAAGUGUCCGAAGGAAAGGAUUUUAUCAGUUAAGAGCGUGCUCAUCAAGUGUUUUCAGCGACGACUCCAUCAAUACAAUUAAUAGACUGGAGGGAAUGGAAGCAGAUGAGAAAUCUGAACCAAGACGGAGGAUUGAUGUUGAUAGUGGAUACCCGGGGAGAGCAGUCCGAAGUACCAGAGGCCGAAUCCGCCGAGGAGACGAUCAAAACAACAAGUCUUCAUGUGGAAACUACAUCGUCAACAACCACAACUGA
Messenger RNA from Bursaphelenchus xylophilus (pine wood nematode), 287 nucleotides. The record is from the annotation of a GenBank genome assembly. NCBI's taxonomy places the organism in Eukaryota, Metazoa, Nematoda, Chromadorea, Rhabditida, Aphelenchoididae.